UUAGGAACGCAAAUGAACGAAGUGGUUUUUCUACAUAAACAGAGGAAGAACAAACGAGCAAUGGCAAGUGUUGUGAUACAAUCGUGUAAGAAGAGCGUGAAAAAACAGAGAUGACAAGAUUAAUGUUAUUGUCGUUUGAGCAUAAUAACGAGAAGAAGAAGAUGUCGUUUGGUUUCAGUCUUGGUACUUGUACGUUUAUGGUGUUGUUAAUAGCUUCGUUGUCGUUGCUUCCGACCGGUGUCUUAGCUGCGGAACCGAACAAAACCCAUCAGCAAAAGAAGCUCAGAUUCGGGUCCAAUGGUGAGUUUAAGAUACUGCAAGUGGCGGAUAUGCACUUUGGUGAUGGAAAGUCCACUCCUUGUCUUGAUGUGCUUCCAAGCCAGGCCAAGGGUUGCUCUGAUCUCAAUACCUCCGCCUUCCUCCACCGCAUGAUCCUCGCCGAAAAACCCAAUCUCAUCGUUUUUACUGGUGAUAAUAUAUUUGGAUCUGAUGCCACUGAUGCUGCUAAGUCUCUAAAUGCUGCAUUUGCCCCUGCAAUAGCGUCCAACAUCCCAUGGGCUGCAGUUUUGGGGAACCAUGACCAGCAAUCCACUCUCUCAAGAGAAGGAGUAAUGAAACACAUAGUUGAGUUGAACAACUCUUUGGCUCAAGUUAACCCUUCAGAGGCUAAGUUUAUUGAUGGUUUUGGGAACUAUAAUCUUGAGGUUGGUGGAGUCAAAGGCACUAGUUUGGAAAAUAAAUCUGUUCUCAAUCUCUACUUCCUGGACAGUGGAGAUUACUCUACAGUUCCCUCCAUCCAUGGCUAUGGUUGGAUCAAAGCUUCGCAACAGUACUGGUUCGAACGUACUUCUUCAAAGCUUAGGAAAGCUUAUGAAAGCAAGCCACAACCUCAGAAAGGACCUGCCCCAGGGCUUGCAUACUUUCAUAUCCCAUUACCGGAAUUCGCUAGUUUUGACAAAUCAAACUUCACAGGGGUGAAGCAGGAAGAAGGCAUUAGCUCGGCAUCUGUGAACUCUGGCUUCUUCACAACCAUGGUUGAAGCUGGAGAUGUUAAGGCAGUUUUCACAGGCCAUGAUCAUCUAAAUGACUUUUGUGGCAAUUUAACUGAUAUUCAACUCUGCUACGCUGGGGGAUUCGGAUACCAUGCUUAUGGGAAGGCUGGAUGGCCAAGGAGGGCUAGGGUGGUUGUAGCAACACUUGAGAAACUUGAAAAGGGAGGCUGGGGAGGUGUAAAGUCCAUCAAAACCUGGAAACGCCUCGAUGACCACCACUUAACAGCUAUAGACAGCCAAGCACUCUGGAGCAAGAGUUCUUACUUGUAGCUGAAGAAGGAAACAGAUCCCUCUGCUUGAGAAUCGGAUGUUCUGUCUGGUACACACACCUUUAGUUUAGAUGAAAGCUAUAGGAGACGGCAGAGCAGAGAAUAAUCUUAACACAUUAUUAUCCAAAGCAUCAAUUACUUCUCAUCACCACAAUCACUUGUAACAGUAUCUUUGUUACUUGUUUUCUGCUACAUGUAUCCAAGUUCUUGUUUCUAAAAAAUUAUUGUUGUGCUUA
Molecule: messenger RNA, 1557 nt
Organism: Humulus lupulus (European hop)
Lineage: Eukaryota; Viridiplantae; Streptophyta; Magnoliopsida; Rosales; Cannabaceae
Product: probable inactive purple acid phosphatase 29
Exons: 4
Coding region: 111-1322 (403 amino acids)
Cellular component (GO): cytoplasm
Molecular function (GO): hydrolase activity, acting on ester bonds
Source: RefSeq, a predicted model, not a curated record